AUGCCCGCGACUGGUGUAUCGUUACCGACCUUGGAAGCUUUGUUGAGGGGUCUGGGGGAAAUCUGGCACGCCUUCUGGUUACCAUUCGUCGCCCGAUAUUCUCUUGUCUAUGCUUGUACGAAGGGCGUCAACUAUGCAAUGUUUUUCUGGCUUCCCUUCUAUCUCAGCGAGGUUUGUGAACUCGAUCCGGGAUUGGCUGAUGGUCUAUCUGUAUUUUAUGAUAUAGGACAGUGCUUGGGCGGGGUUAUCGCGAGCUCCGUUGUAGACAGAAUGGCUAAGGGGAAGAAAUCCAUCGUAUGA
Molecule: messenger RNA, 300 nt
Organism: Perkinsus marinus ATCC 50983
Lineage: Eukaryota; Perkinsozoa; Perkinsida; Perkinsidae
Exons: 2
Coding region: 1-300 (99 amino acids)
Cellular component (GO): endoplasmic reticulum membrane
Source: RefSeq, a predicted model, not a curated record